AUGACGGACGUCGAAAGCCGCGAGACCAAGAGCAACGGAAAGAUCUUCCCAGAUAUGGGGGGAGCCUUUUUCUCAUCAGAUGAGGAUUCUCCAGCUACUGAUGUAGAGAACGACGAUAACUACGAAGAUGGCAAGGAAACGCUUACUGCAGUUGGCGAGGAACGGGACACUGGUGCCAUGGUUACAGGACUGAAGAAAAUACGGAAGAAGACCAAAAGUAGCAGGCAUACCGCCGCAACGGAUUCUUCUAUGAAUCAAAUGGACGCUAAGGAUAAGGCGCUCUUGCACGACAACAAUAGCGAUAUACCAGCAGAUUUCGUUCCAGAUUCUGUUUCAGGGAUGUUCAGAAGCCAUGAUUUUAGUUAUCUGCGGUUAAGGCCGGAUCACGCUUCAAGGCCCCUUUGGAUUUCCCCAAGUGACGGUAGGAUCAUUUUGGAAAGUUUCUCUCCUUUGGCUGAACAAGCUCAAGACUUUUUGGUCACUAUUGCAGAACCCAUAAGUAGGCCCUCCCAUAUUCACGAAUACAAGAUCACAGCAUAUUCCUUGUACGCAGCCGUUUCUGUGGGGUUGGAAACGGACGAUAUCCUUUCCGUCCUGGAUAGGCUGUCCAAAGUACCCGUGGCAGAAUCUAUACUUAACUUCAUCAAGGGGGCCACUAUCUCGUAUGGUAAAGUGAAACUGGUCAUUAAGCAUAAUAGAUAUUUCGUCGAAACCACCCAAGCUGAUAUUUUACAAAUGCUAUUAAACGAUUCCGUUAUUGGGCCCCUAAGAAUAGAUAGUGACCAUCAAGCACAACCAGCGGACGAUAAAGAGCAACAGAUCCAACAACCGGGCGGUAAGCCCGCUGCCAACGUUAAUCCAAAUGAUGUGGAGGCCGUGUUCAGUGCAGUUAUUGGCGGCGACAACGAGCGUGACGAUGACGACGACGACCUUGAUGCAGUUCAUUCUUUUGAAAUUGCCAAUGAGUCCGUGGAAGUCGUUAAGAAAAGAUGCCAAGAGAUUGAUUAUCCCGUUUUGGAAGAAUAUGAUUUCAGAAACGACCAUAGAAAUCCAGAUUUAGAUAUCGAUUUGAAACCCUCUACUCAGAUCAGACCUUACCAAGAAAAGUCACUAAGUAAAAUGUUUGGUAAUGGUCGUGCUCGUUCGGGUAUCAUUGUUUUGCCGUGUGGUGCAGGUAAGACUUUGGUUGGUAUUACUGCAGCGUGCACUAUCAAAAAAUCGGUAAUUGUUUUGUGUACUUCGUCAGUGUCUGUCAUGCAAUGGAGACAGCAAUUUUUGCAAUGGUGUACCUUACAACCCGAAAAUUGUGCAGUUUUCACCUCUGACAAUAAGGAAAUGUUUCAAACUGAAGCCGGUUUGGUUGUAUCCACUUAUUCAAUGGUGGCAAAUACAAGAAACAGAUCACAUGAUUCCCAAAAAGUCAUGGAUUUUUUAACCGGUAGAGAAUGGGGGUUCAUUAUUCUUGACGAGGUCCAUGUCGUGCCAGCCGCAAUGUUCCGUAGAGUCGUUUCCACCAUUGCGGCACAUGCCAAAUUGGGGUUGACUGCGACUUUGGUUAGAGAAGAUGAUAAAAUCGGUGAUUUGAAUUUCUUAAUUGGUCCAAAACUUUACGAAGCAAAUUGGAUGGAACUGUCUCAGAAAGGGCAUAUUGCAAACGUUCAAUGUGCAGAAGUUUGGUGUCCCAUGACAGCAGAGUUUUAUCAAGAAUAUUUAAGAGAAACUGCAAGGAAAAGAAUGCUGUUGUACAUCAUGAAUCCGACCAAGUUUCAAGCAUGUCAAUUCUUAAUUCAAUAUCAUGAAAGAAGGGGCGAUAAGAUUAUUGUCUUUUCCGAUAAUGUUUAUGCUUUACAGGAGUAUGCUCUGAAGAUGGGGAAACCUUUUAUUUAUGGUUCCACGCCACAACAAGAACGUAUGAAUAUUCUACAAAAUUUUCAAUAUAACGACCAGAUCAAUACCAUUUUUUUAUCAAAAGUGGGUGAUACGUCCAUUGAUUUACCGGAGGCUACAUGCUUAAUCCAAAUCUCUUCGCACUAUGGGUCUCGUCGUCAAGAAGCUCAAAGAUUAGGGAGAAUUCUAAGAGCCAAAAGACGUAAUGAUCAAGGGUUCAAUGCAUUCUUUUACUCCUUGGUUUCCAAGGAUACUCAAGAGAUGUAUUAUUCAACGAAGAGACAAGCUUUCCUUGUAGAUCAAGGUUACGCAUUUAAAGUUAUUACACAUUUACAUGGGAUGGAAAACAUUCCAAACCUGGCAUACGCCUCGCCAAGGGAACGUAGAGAACUUUUGCAAGAAGUCUUGUUGAAAAACGAAGAAGCCGCGGGUAUCGAAGCCGGUGAUGAUGCUGACAAUUCUGUUGGGAGAGGCUCAAACGGUCACAAGAGAUUCAAAUCAAAAGCUGUUAGAGGCGAAGGUUCGUUGGCUGGUCUUGCUGGUGGUGAAGAUAUGGCAUACAUGGAAUAUAUCACGAAUAAAAACAAAGAAUUAAAGGAACAUCACCCACUGAUUAGAAAGAUGUACUAUAAGAAUUUAAAAAAAUGA
This is a messenger RNA of Saccharomyces eubayanus, 2535 nucleotides long. It is a transcript of the gene SSL2, whose product is annotated as TFIIH/NER complex ATPase/helicase subunit SSL2. Gene Ontology annotation, biological process: transcription initiation at RNA polymerase II promoter; nucleotide-excision repair. The transcript has a single exon. Bases 1 to 2535 code for a protein of 844 amino acids. Lineage: Eukaryota; Fungi; Ascomycota; Saccharomycetes; Saccharomycetales; Saccharomycetaceae. Gene Ontology annotation, molecular function: 3'-5' DNA helicase activity; hydrolase activity; DNA binding. Gene Ontology annotation, cellular component: transcription preinitiation complex; transcription factor TFIIH holo complex; nucleotide-excision repair factor 3 complex. The record is from RefSeq and is a predicted model, not a curated record.